UAUCCACAUGCCAAAAAACAAAAAAACAAAAACAAAUGCAAUUGAUACUAUUUAAACUUAAAAUGUACUGCUUGUAAAUCUGGUCACUGCUGCCACCUAGUGACUGUUUGAUGUUUAGACAUAUUGUUUUGCAGUUGGCAUCAGUUGGCACUUAACGUACAAACCGCAACAAGGAAAAAGAAACUUUUGUUCGUCACAGAAUUUUCUAAAACAUUGCUCAUUUGGAGAGGAGUGUUUUCAGCCCAUGCAGUGCUCUCGCUGAGAAUGGAAAAUACUAACCACGUUUGAUAAGGGCAUCCUUCCUGUGUAUUCAUUUCAGAUAUCAGUACCUGAUAAUUAUAACAGUAUUCAUACUGACAAAAGUCAGAUCACUGUGAGCUUUCUCAGCGUUUGUUCAAGCAAACUCUUGAACCAUCUUUACAAACAGAGUUGAUUAUUGUUAGAUUUUCGUAUUUUCUCUGUAGUUUUUAAAGCAUAAAAAAGCUUUUUAAAGCUACCUUUAUUGUGCAGCUACACCAGCUACACCAGAAUGAUCCAUGUUCUUUUCUUCUGUUUUUGUUUGAGUGCUGGACUCACAGUGUCAUCUUCUUUUUGGAUUCUUAACAAACGUCUGGACUGCAGUCAACCGGGACUUGACCACUGCAAAAUCAAUAACUGUUCAGACAAAAGAGUGGUUGUACAACGUGCUCCUACCAGCCCAGACUGGGGUCCUGAGCAUGUUGGAGUCGAAAUGGACAAACACGGGACUGUCCCUGUUAUGAAUGUGCAAUGGAAACUAAAGUCAGAUGCAGGUGUAUUAAACCUUCGCGGAUCCGAGAUAAAUAUUCUGGAUGAAAGUACAAAUCAAAGUAUGUGUGUGCAGUUUCUCUACAAUCUCCAACGGCAGCUGAAUCCAAACUAUACGAGGUGGACAUUGUCCUUGGAUGGAGUUGUGGUGGAGCCCGGGCAAACAUAUAUGGUGUCAGUUGUUAAUUUGCCAGAACCUAAGAGUGGAGACAACAGGAUCAGAAAGCGGAUCACCUUCCCAAGAUGUGAUGACAGCAGAAUCCAAACAGCCAGAACGUGUCUUGAAAAUGGUAGCCUGUGGGAGCCUCACAUGACCGCUGCCAUGUCUGUUGAUAGGCAACAUAAAAAGUUGUACAUUGUGGUGAGUUUUGAGGCAGCACAGUAUUCAGAAAGAUACCAAGUAUCCAUCCAGAGCCAGGCUCUCCAUCAUUCAAGGAAUGUCUCAAAGGAAAAUACAACAUCACUGAUUGUGACAUUUGAAUUUGGGUUGUGGCAGCUCUCACAAUGUGAAAUGUUGUUAACGAUUCAGCCGUAUUUUCCACGAUGCAAAAAUCACUGCUGUCGCCACGAGGACGAACUCAAUUACUGCCUAUAUUAUCCACCGCGGACGUUAAUUAUAAAGGCAGUUGUGGGGCUGCUUGUCAUUGAAGUUUUUCUUUUUUAUUUCCUGUGGAGAGCAUUUCAUAAAGAUUCUGUGAACACACCCUCAUCUGCUGCCAAAGACCAACCACAGGAUUUUCAGCUGCAAAAAACCAGAGACGUCCAGGGACUUGACCACUGCAAAAUCAAUUCUGUGAACACACCUUCAUCUGCUGCCAAAAGCGAACCAGAGGGUUUCCAGCUCCAGGAGAGAAAACGAGUGCUCAUCAUCUACUCCCUGGACCACCCGUUAUACAAAAACAUUGUUCUCAAGCUCUGUGGCUUCCUGGCGACCAAAUGCGGUACUGAAGUGGUCCUGGAUCUUCUGGACUCUGCCAGACUGGGAAUGUUGGGAAGCAUUCAGUGGUUGGACUGGCACAGAGAGCAAAUACUAAGCUCUUCAGAUAAGAUACUAAUCCUGUGCUCACCAGGAGUACAAGCCAAAUGGAGAGCCAUGUGCGGUCACAAACAGGUUUUUCUGAGAGAGGACGCCCGCUCACCUGUAGGUGACAUGCUCACUCCAGCCCUCAGCCUCAUGGUCCCCCAUUUUAUUCGAUCAGCUUCCUUUGAAAAAUACAUAGUGGCUUAUUUUGAUGACAUUUGUUCAGAAGAGGAUGUUCCUUCACCUUUGAACAUUACAGUACGGUACAAGCUGAUGAAGCAGUUUGAGGAGAUCUUUUUCAGAAUCCACGACACAGAAAAGCAUGAACCAGGCAGAGUGAAUCACAUUGAAGGGCUUUCAGAGGACGAGUAUCAUCGGUGCCUCUCAGGUAGAGCCCUGCGGGACGCUAUAGAGGCUUUCCAUGCAUAUCAGCUGGUGCAUCCACAGUGGUUUGAGGAUGAAUUACUGCAGAGCUCAGAGGUGGAGGUUGAGGAGACCUCAGAGGAUAUCUAUGACAAUGAUGUCACAAACCUCAUCACAUAUUUUGUACCUGACUCCAUCCAAGUCCUCAGCCAUGUAAAGACACAUGAAAGUGAAAUCACUGCAGACAAAACAGGCCUCUACAUGGCCGAACAGCUCCAAAUGUGUUCCUCAGUUGAACUCAAUCAUCUUAUUGUUGAGGACAUGCUGCCAGUUUGAUUGGAUUGUAUUGGGGUCUUGAGAUGCUCAUGAAGAAGAUCCUGCCAGCUGUCUGUGGAAAAUAUCGAGGACAGUCCGUCAGUUGUGCUGUGUGAUGACAGUUAUGUCGUGAUUCAGAGGUCAAAUUCCUUCUCAACAUCAUAACAACGACAGAAAUCUGUUGAUCUCCCAGUGGAUACUAAUAGAUAUGAAACUGACCAUAAAAUAAAAAAACAAUGAAUUUGUGGUUAAAUGUCAUGUCGAGGCAAAAAACGUUGUAGGAACAUUUAUCACUUCUUUGCAAUCUUUAUAAAGAAUACCUAUGUGGAUUUUUUAUACACAAAGCUGCUUUGGUUGUUGUUGUACCGUAUUGUAUAUUAGCUUGUCUAGAUAUCUGUUCUGCAGUAUAUUUGCAAGAUGCAUGUUGAAUAUAACUUCCUUUCAUUGGGAAUCGACUCCAGAGUAGUUCAGACCAAAGAGAUCUGUGGUUGAUGCUUUUGGACUGUGUAAACAGUGUUCGGGUCAAAGUUCGGCCAACUGGGCAAAGUUUCUAGUAUUUUAUUGGACUGGAGAAGGUGAGCAUUUAACUCUUUUUGCGGACAAAAUGUUUUGAAUGUAAUGUGUAAAGGACUUUUAACACGGUAAAUGGUCUCCCUCCUA
Messenger RNA from Seriola aureovittata, 3145 nucleotides. RefSeq names its product interleukin-17 receptor A. NCBI's taxonomy places the organism in Eukaryota, Metazoa, Chordata, Actinopteri, Carangiformes, Carangidae. The record is from RefSeq and is a predicted model, not a curated record. Gene Ontology annotation, molecular function: interleukin-17 receptor activity.